Molecule: messenger RNA, 1220 nt
Organism: Cydia strobilella
Lineage: Eukaryota; Metazoa; Arthropoda; Insecta; Lepidoptera; Tortricidae
Exons: 7
Coding region: 145-1140 (331 amino acids)
Cellular component (GO): plasma membrane
Source: RefSeq, a predicted model, not a curated record
AACAGCAACAUAUUUGCAUCGUUAUCGUUAAACAAAUGCUCUAAAUAAACACAUUUAUAUCGUAAUUAGUAAAUGGUACGCAGUUCGCGAAUUUAAUCAAUAAAACAAGUGAUCUGUUCGUGUUUAAAAUUUCAUCGAGCCAACAUGGGGAUGUCGCGCUGCUAUUCACUUAUGAAAUGUUUGCUGAUACUGUUUAACAUCGUAUUCCUGGUGAUAGGCCUAGCAGCCUGUGGGCUGAGCGUCUGGGCCCUAUGGGAGGGCGGAGCCUCCGCCAGCGUCGGCGGGACCGGCGCCGGUGAUGCCGCCGCAGCUCGAGCGGGGCUCUGUGCUGUGGCGGCCUGGGGCGGAGCGCUAGCGUUGGGCGCUAUUGCUGCAUUAUGGGGAGCGGCCCGCGAUGCCCCAUCUCUGUUGGCUGCUUCUUUUGCGCUCUUAGCGCUGUGUGGAGUGGCGGAGGCAGCAGCGGCUUGUUGGGGCGCGGCGCAUUUACCCCAGCUACGGCGGGCCUUGUCACAGCGCCUACACUACGCGGUCCGUAACGAGUACGGCCACGGCGCCGCUACGCAGCUCCUCGACACCAUUCAGGCCGAGGUAUUAUAUCUGAACACGACACACGUGUACGUCAGCCGCAGCUCCAGCGGGUGUUAUCACAGCGCUUACACUACGCGGUCCGUAACGAGUACGGCCACGGCGCCGCUACGCAGCUCCUCGACACCAUUCAGGCCGAGCUUAAUCAUGCGCCUUAAAUGUUGCGGCGCAGGAGUAGGCGCCCGCGACUGGCAGAGCUCAGUGUGGUCCCGCGCCGAGGCCGGAGCCUCCGACGCGGCCCCUCCGCAGCCCGACGAUGUAGCCCUAGAUCUGUCCGUGACCGCCCCUAACUCUUACUACUACGUUCCUCCUUCGUGUUGCUUGGGAGGCGACCCGGCGUCGUGCGCGGCGGCGCGGCGCGUGCCGGCCGCGUCGGGCGGCGCCGCGGGGCUGCACGCGGCCGCCUGCGCGCAGAAAGUCAUCCACGCGCUAGAGUCGGGUGCGCGGCUGCCGCUAGCGAUAGGCGCGGCGUUGCUCGCGCUGCACGCGCUAGCGCUGCUGCUAGCGCUCGCGCUCUGUCUCCGCGCGCGCCCCGCGCCGCGCUACAAGGCUUAGGAGGUAGGCCACCAGAGGUACCACUCCCACUAUGCGUACAACUAAGCUGUACUUAAACUGUGAUGUCAGGGCAAUUUUAA